AUGAAUGAUAAUAACUUUAGAGAUCACUACUUGCACGAAACAUCAACAUCUUCAGGAGGAGUUCAAGAUGAAGGAAUAUUUCUACUAGCUUCGAGUCAACCUAAGAAACGUGCAGGGAGAAAGAAGUUCAAGGAAACUCGCCACCCAAUUUAUAGGGGAGUGAGAAGGAGGGAUAAUAACAAGUGGGUUUGCGAGGUACGUGAGCCUAUUGAGCAAAAAAGAAUAUGGCUAGGAACUUAUCCUACUCCUGAAAUGGCAGCUCGAGCUCAUGAUGUAGCUGCGUUAGCACUUAGAGGUAAUCUAGCCACUUUAAAUUUCGCCGACUCUAGUUGGCGGUUGGCGGUGCCGGUAUCAAAGGAUCCCGAAGAAUUACGCCACGCCGCUAUGAAAGCAGCAGAAGCGUUCCUUCAAGAUACUGAAUCAGUUGAAAUCAAUUAUAGUGAGGGAGUGAAGUGUCAAGAAAAUAUUGUUAUUGGUGGGGCCAGUGGAAGUGACAAUAAUAAUUUGGUGGGUAAUGAAGUGAAUAACAUACAAAAUAUGGAGAUGGAUAGCAUUUUAUGUUAUAAUAAUAAUUGGGGAGGCAAUAAUGAAAUAGAGGGAUCAUCAUGGCAAGAAAAGAUGAGUGAGGGGCAUUUGUUUUCACCAACUCCCCAUUUAGAUAGUUAUUUCAGUUGGGAUGAUGUGGAAAGUGACGUGGAAGUGUCCUUGUGGAGCUAUAAUAUGUAAUUAUGUUGUUCGGAGUCCAGUGUGAGUAUCUGAUACGAGUGCAUGAUGAUAUAUAAGUUGAAUUCUUCAUCACAUAACUUAAAGGAUUCGAGGUUUGAAUCUGAAUCAUGUGGAUAUGUGUGUUGCAAUAUGAUAAAAUAAUGUAUGCUAUGACAUAUUAUUUGGUAAUUCUUUUAAUAAAUUUAUUGAACUAAAAUUAAUAAAUGUA
Molecule: messenger RNA, 934 nt
Organism: Solanum stenotomum
Lineage: Eukaryota; Viridiplantae; Streptophyta; Magnoliopsida; Solanales; Solanaceae
Product: dehydration-responsive element-binding protein 1F-like
Exons: 1
Coding region: 1-726 (241 amino acids)
Biological process (GO): regulation of DNA-templated transcription
Molecular function (GO): DNA binding; DNA-binding transcription factor activity
Source: RefSeq, a predicted model, not a curated record